Nematostella vectensis (starlet sea anemone) is the source of this 7741-nucleotide messenger RNA. RefSeq names its product sodium channel protein 1 brain-like. Gene Ontology annotation, molecular function: protein binding; voltage-gated sodium channel activity. The record is from RefSeq and is a predicted model, not a curated record. Bases 1489 to 7272 code for a protein of 1927 amino acids. Gene Ontology annotation, cellular component: plasma membrane; voltage-gated sodium channel complex. Gene Ontology annotation, biological process: neuronal action potential; sodium ion transmembrane transport; membrane depolarization during action potential. Lineage: Eukaryota; Metazoa; Cnidaria; Anthozoa; Actiniaria; Edwardsiidae. The transcript is spliced from 27 exons.
CAGGGAGAACUUAAAAUAGCAAAAUUACCGUAUUUAUCUUAUUUCUAUAUCGAAAGCGACAGCUCACCAUAUUCCGGUACUUUUAGAAACAAGUCUUUAAAAAUGCGUGUUGGUGUUUUCUAGUCAUUUCAGUUUAACGGGUUUUGUAAAGAUUUUAACAUGUACCGUCCCCUGGGGGCUUAUGUAAUAACAGGUGUUCCUGAGUAAAACGCUCCUCUUCUAUUGUGGUUCAAAGUUUAAUGCUACGUAAUAAAAUACUUCCCCUAAAAAAUACAUGCUAAUACCCUUAACGUCCUCAUUCAGGCAGUAGCUGUAUGCCUUUGGUUUUAUCCCAUAAACGCUGCGGCUGAAUAAUGAUUAGUCCUCACUUUAGAGUCGUUGCGCUUACAUUUGGGAAAUUCUUUUAAUUUCGCCUGUUAAUCUUGACGUGUUACAACGCGCGCUCUGUAAUUUUGUUAAUCCCGUCAUGUACAAUUCAUACGUUGACUCACUCCGAAAUAGCCUACACAUUAAUACCACAGAUAACUGCGUUUUCCCUUGAGGGAGUUUCUCACCCUUUAGCCUUUAUAUUUGCCUCUUUUCUUAACAGCGAAGUUACCAUAAUCCGAAGUGACCUCUUGUGAAACCGCUAUAUUUUUACUUUUAAUUAUUUGUGGGCGAUAAGUCCAUAACCACUCGCCUUACUCGCAGUAUUCCCUACCAUCAUUUUUUGCACAUCUGUCAUAUAUCAAAGGGGCUUUCGUCAUACUACAUCUACGCAGUAACUAUCCCUCGAUCUCAAAAUCUCGCGAAUGGCUUAUCAUUUAGAAACAACCAUACAUAUUCAAACUCUCGCAUUACAUGCGUGCCCGGUCGACUAUUGUAUCGCCAUGUUUUGCUUUUAGCACAGACUUGGCGGGUUUUCUUUUGGUGUGCGAAUAAAAUGAAAAUAAAAACAAGAACCCGUAUCAUACGAAUUUGCCGGGUUAGAGAGGGACAUAGUAUCAAAGCAUUUGUGAUAAGCAUUGUGGAAGAAAGCAAGAUUAUGUUAACGAAUUCCGUUGAUUUACAUACAUUGCAUUUCCUCAAUGCACCUGUUCUUUUAGCCUCGGGACCGUGUUGAGUAAGAAGGGGGAUUUCAACGAUACGAGCACUUGUCAGCAAUUCACCAACAAUCGGCCUAGAAACGGGCUACACUAAACACAAGCAAAUCAAACACGAAGAAACCCACGAAAAAUCACACUUUACUCGCUUGUUCUAUUACUGUGGCGGGAAUUCGCUAAAGAAAAGUUUAAUUAUUGAUUAUUUAAGUUUUAGUUUGACUUCCCCGGAGUAACCAUGGACGUGACGGCAAGAGAUGUCCUUAGAGCCGCCAAAUGUGAGAUAGGUGAUAGUGGGACGAAGCUUAACAUGGAAACGAUGAUUGAUUGAGAUGUGUAGCAUUUUGAGUCUCGAUUUAACUUCUUCUAGGAAAUUUAAUUUGUUGUGUCCUUGUGACAACCAAAAACAAUGUUCUUGAGGUACAAUCCCGCGCUUUCAAGUCAACCGGUCAGAAGAAACAACGGGCAGAAUCGGAGACCAGGCGAGCGAAAUUCGCCUUUAAAUCCUAUCAGAAAUGCUCCAGGACGACCUCUAAAGCUUCCUUCUCUUUAUCCGGCUGUCUCUUUGAAUUCUCUAUCUAGUAAUUCCGCACAGGGAAGUGAAGUAGAACAUCAUUUAAGGAUAGGUAACCGUGACAUCGCUUAUUCGGGUAACACAUCGCCUAACGGAUCUGUGUCAAGUGUAAAAUGCGAACACACGGGAGAGGAGCGCUCUGUUUACGAGACUCAACUCUCUCCAAAACCUAGCGAACGCGUCAAAGGAACGCCGGUUGUCCUUGGAGCGGGGAGUAUUAUACGAGCAACAACAAUAGCUGCGGGUUCGCCAAUUGCUUGUACUGCUGCCCAGCACGUUGAGGAUAAAAUCGAGAUUCCUGAAUGCAAGACAUUUGUGGUGGUCGCAAGUCGGUUUGGUAAGCAGUACGUCUAUCGCUUCAGCAAGGAGAAGUCGCUCUGCUUGUUUGGCCCCUUACAUCCAUUUAGAAAAGCAGUCAUUGUUUGUAUAACAAAUCAAUUUUUUGAAUUUUUUAUACUACUAACCAUCAUAGUGAAUUGUAUAUUUCUGGCGAUCAAGAACGCACCAGAGGAACCAGAGUAUGUUUUUGCAGCCAUUUACACAAUAGAAAUGUUUUUAAAAAUUAUCGCUAAAGGAUUUCUAUUCCACGAAUAUGCAUAUUUAAGAGAUCCGUGGAAUUGGCUCGACUUCGUCGUAGUUUUUCUAGGUUAUGUUACUCUUAUACCCAAUGUCGCAAACUUGUCUGGAAUUAGAACAUUUCGAGUUUUACGAGCGUUACGGACCAUAUCAGCCGUAGAAGGUUUGAAGACGAUGGUGAACGCAUUACUUAAGUCUAUGAAGAUGUUGUCAGACGUCCUCAUCCUGACGACAUUCUUCUUGUGUAUAUUCGCGCUUGUUGGCAUGCAGCUCUUCGUGGGCGCACUUAGAAAUAAAUGCGUCUUAAAGUUACCACAGAAUCUUACAACUGAAUUUUCAUCAUACAUAUCCAACUCAACGUACUGGUAUAUUGAUCGAUCCUCCUCUACACCUUUAGUCUGCGGAAACUACUCCACUGCGUCUCAAUGUCCUUCUAACUACACGUGUAUGCCAGGUGUGGGUGAAAACCCCAACUAUGGUUUCACGAGCUUUGAUAACUUUGGAUGGGCACUUAUAACUGCUUUCCAAUUGGUCACUAUGGACUUCUGGGAAAACGUCUACAACUACGUUCUCUCGGCGCUUGGUUCUUGGUAUGUCAUCUAUUUUGCCACUGUCAUCUUCUUCGGUUCGUUCUACCUCCUAAAUCUAGUGCUUGCUGUAGUAGCGGUAUCCUACCAACAGGAGGUCGUCUCUUUACAGGACAGGGAGCAAUUAUACAAUGACCUUAAGGGCAUUGCCUCUUCUUACUCCUUCCAUGGGCGUGCAGUUCCUAGGCUUCUACUAAAUGGCAAAACAAAGACAAUCUCUCUCGCUAGCAAGUGUAAGCUCUCGUUUUGUAUGCCUUGCUUCGCUAUGCCUCCGUCCAAAACGGAAACGAGCCACGCAAGUGACGUAGAAAGCAGUCACGCUGCUCUUCCGUCACACAACGAACCAGGCUCCACAAUAAUAGAACUUAAUCAUUUAGAAAAUAACAACGAAUCGAGGACUACCAGGACAGAGAGUCUUCAAUCGCCAUCUUUGAUUUCUCCCGCAAAAGAUAAUAAUGUACAAAUAGGGUUUUUAUCAAGUGGUUCGAACUCCAAUGGCGACGUCUCGCCGCAAUCGCCAACACCAAGCGGUGAAGGGGAAACAAGUUUUGUGACAUUGCGUCCAGUUGAGAUGAGACCGUCUUUUAUACGCAAGCUUAGUGCUAUUAGUGAACAAUCCACACAAGAAGCGAAAAACAGAAGAACUGAGGAAGGGAGAGUGAAUGGGUCGAGAUCCUCCUCACCCUACUCUAGAGGGAGGGUAUUGUCACGGCGGAAAUCGAGCAAGGGAAGAUCCAAGCACUGGGCGCGUGUACAAGACCGCGUUAACAAGAUGAUUAUGGACCCUUUGUUUGAUACUUUUAUUACGGGAUGCAUUGUGCUGAAUACUAUGUUUCUUACGGUGGAGUACCACAAUAUGAAUAGUGCUCUAAGGCUUGCACUGGAGAUAGGAAAUAAGGUAUUCACCACAAUCUUCUUGCUGGAAAUGGUGUUCAAGUUGAUGGCGUUCGGUUGCCGGGGCUACAUCAAAAGUCGGUGGAAUAUCUUCGAUGGGUUUAUUGUGACUAUCAGCAUAGUAGACCUGAUUGCCGAGGCGGCUACCCACGGCUAUGAUUCGGGUCUUAGCGUCCUUAGAACAUUCAGACUGCUCCGCGUUUUCAAGCUGGCGCAGUCCUGGCGGACCAUGAACAUGCUACUUUCUACGAUAGCCCGGUCUGUGGGACAGCUUGGUAACCUAACUCUUGUACUAGGGAUAGUUGUGUACAUGCUCGCUGUUGUCGGCAUGCAGAUCUUUGAACAGCAUUACACGCCCGCAAAGUUCUAUGGAAGGAUUCCCCGGUGGAACUUCACGGACUUCUGGCACUCGUUCAUGAUGAUCUUCCGCGUGCUGUGCGGCGAGUGGAUAGAACCGCUACACGACUGCAUGCGCGUCACCAACCCUGUCUCGUCCAUCUUCUUCCUGACGGCGCUCGUCAUUGGGAACUUUUUGGUGCUGAACCUCUUUCUCGCAUUGUUGCUUAACGCAUUUGCUCGUGAAUCACUGGAGGAGAAGGAAAAGAAAACGGAGAAGCCAAGCAGGUUUAAGAAAGGCGUCAAGAGGAUCAGUCGAGCACUCAAGCUAUCCAACAAUGUCUCAAAACGGACCCAAGUUCUACCAACAAUCCGUGUCGAGCAGGAUGGAGAAGACGCCGCCCCCCAGGCCCCCAACGGAAGCACAGCAACAAACUCUCUGUCGAACUCUUCGUCCAUCAUUAGCGCGGUUCAGGCCUUUCAGGCCGGGACAAAGAAAGGCAAGAUCAAUAGGGACACCAUGAAGAAGCUUUCGAUAGCGUUAGAGACGGCAAAGCGAGACGAUGCGGCAAAGGAGACCUACCUCACCAUGGCAACCAACCCGAGUCCAUCGGCUUCCUUUACUUUGCGGGACGGUCCCGCGGGUGACGAGGCGAUGACGGAAGUCGACGAGUGCUGCCCCUGGUGUAUGCAGCGAUGCGCAUGCGCGUGGGUUACCAAGUGGAAGAUGACACAGGGUUACCGAGCCUGGCGCGCGGCGAGGCUCAAUGUGAAAAAGUUUGUAGAGCACAAGUACUUUGAGUGGGGCAUUCUGAUGAUCAUUUUUGCGAGCAGCUUUGCACUGGUCUUUGAGGAUGUCCACCUUCCAAGGCGCCCUAUUCUCAAGAAGGCGCUGGAUUACCUGAAUAUCCUGUUCGCAGUCGUCUUCACUGCGGAAUUCCUGCUCAAACUUUUUGGCCUCGGCGUCGUUACCUACUUCAAGAACUUGUGGAAUUGUCUGGAUGUGCUGAUAGUCGUUAUCUCCCUAGCCACUGUGAUUAGUAACGAGACUACAUCAGACGGCGAUAGCAACUUGUCAGCGUUCCGCUCCUUGAGGACUCUGCGCGCGCUACGGCCCCUCAGGGCGAUAUCUCGAUGGGAAGGCAUGAAGGUCGUUGUGAACUCGCUGCUGUUCGCGAUUCCUGGCAUCGGUAACGUACUCCUCGUCUGUCUCGUGUUCUGGCUCAUCUUCAGCAUCAUGGGCGUACAGUUCUUCGGUGGAAGGUUCUUCAAGUGUGUUGACGCUCAAGGUGAGCGUGUCGACUACAACAUUGUGAGUAACAAGUCGGACUGCAUUUCGCUCGGAUAUCGAUGGGUCAACUCCAAGAUCAACUUUGACAACUCACUCAAUGGCUUCCUGGCUCUCUUCCAAGUGGCGACGUUUGAGGGAUGGAUAGAAAUCAUGAGAGAUGCGGUGGAUGCUCGAGGGUUUGACCAGCAGCCUUCAUACGAGUACAACUUUGCUGCGUACGCAUACUUUGUGGUGUUUAUUAUCGUUGGCUCAUUCUUCACACUUAACCUGUUCAUCGGUGUUAUCAUUGAUAACUUCAACCGCCUGAAGAAGCAGUACGAGGAUUAUGGAGCCUUGGACAUAUUCCUGACGCCGUCACAGAAGGCCUGGUUCAGCACGCUACGGAAAGCAGCCAAUAAGAAGCCAAAGAAGAUGAUCAGUAGACCAAAGAACAAGUGGCUCGCCUUGUUAUUUGACGCGAUCCACAGCUCUCGUUUCGAGACGUUGAUCAUGGUCAUGAUCUGCCUGAACAUCAUCGUCAUGAUGAUACAACACUACCGCCAACAGCACGACGUCGAGGUCGCCAUGAUGAUCAUCAACCUCAUCUUCACGGGCGUGUUCACCCUUGAGGCCGUACUCCGGAUCAUCGCGCUUCGCCAGCACUACUUUAAGCAGCCCUGGAACAUCUUCGACUUCACUAUAGUACUGCUCUCAAUACUCGGUAUUAUCCUGGAGUACCUUCAAUACGACUUGUUUAUCACCCCAAGUCUGUUCCGCGUUGCGCGUGUAUUCCGUAUUGGUCGUCUUCUGCGCUUUUACAAAGGCGCACGGGGUAUUCGCCGUCUUCUGUUUGCUCUCGUUAUCUCCCUUCCCGCGCUCUUCAACAUUGGCGCUCUUCUCUUCCUGGUCAUGUUCAUCUACUCAAUCAUCGGCAUGUCUUCCUUUGGUUAUGUGCGUAAGACAGGAGCGCUCGACAACGUCGUCAACUUUGAAACAUUUGGAAGCAGCAUGUUGCUAUUAUUUCGGCUUUCUACUUCAGCGGGGUGGAACGAUGUGCUAAACCCCCUGUUGGCGGAGCCCCCGGAUUGUGAUCCCACCUACGAGGGUCUUCCUAAUGGGGACUGCGGUACCCCUUGGCUUGCGCAUAUCUACUUCACCUCAUUCAUACUGUUGACUUUUCUAAUCAUCAUCAAUAUGUACAUAGCGAUUAUUUUAGAGAACUUGAGUCAGGCCCAUCAGCAGGAGGAAGUUGGGAUCACGGAUGAUGACCUGGAUAUGUUUUACAUGCAAUGGGAGUUGUUUGACCCCGGCGCCACCCAGUACAUACCUUAUUCAGCUCUCUCGGAAUUCGUCGACGGGUUAGACCAACCGCUGAGAAUUCCGCAGCCGAAUAAAUUCGCAUGCAUUAAUCUGAACAUCCCGAUAAAGCAGGGUGAUAGAGUGCAUUGCUUCGACGUGAUGCAGGCGCUCGUUCGGCGAGUGAUCGGCGAUAUCGAGGAAGAACCGCAGGCCACGACGUCGGUUGCGUACGCGUUGAUGAAAACUAAAAUGGAACAGCACUUUGUCAGUGCGUUCCCAAAGCGCGCGAAGACACUAACGAAGAGCACUACAUUGCGCCGAAUACAAGAGGAACGCGCUGCUUCGAUCAUUCAAAAGUGCUAUCGCCAAUACCGAUUGCAACGUGAGCUCCGCCGAUACCGUAUCGAGCGUAGUCACGAAUCCGUGCACACACCUAACGACCAUCGACGCAGUUCGACGAGAUCUGAACAUUCGGCACAAAGGCGAUAUAGUAACGAACACUCUCCGAGCCGGAAGCGAAGAAAUUCGGACAAUCACGGGCAUAAAAAGCAUAGCUUAACGGGCGUUAGUUUACCAUCGGUGGUUGAGGUUAAAGUUAAGCCCGCGAGCCAGUCAGCGGAGGAAAAUGAGAGUGACGUCACAGAAGUCCGAGCGUGAGUUAGGUGCCACCUUUUUUCUAAGGAAAUAAAAUAAACAAUUUUAUUGACUACCCGCAGUCUCCCAGAAAGGUCUUCCUCUUUGUAAAAAUGCAGGCAAUUAUGGUUCCGUCUCUGUAAUAGAUUGGACUAUCUAAGUCUUCACGGAAUCUAUUCUGUAUAAAGUUAUACCCAAAUAAGGUUAUGCCCUAACUAGGUCAACAUAGAUUGUCCCCAUUCAAUUUGGGAACAGAAACUAUUUCCUCUUGUAAGAACAACAACUUAUUAUCCUGACAUUUCUUCUGUCUUGUAGAUAACUGAAAUGUUGGACUCGUUUACUGCAAUAGUUUCUUAAAUGCUUUGGUAGAAUAACAAACAAACAAACAAACAUUGUUUGAAAGGUUUUAGCUGAGAGACAAAUCGAUUUCUAUGCGAUGUAAUUAUUUUCGUUUUGGAAGAAACAUGCAGAAAUAAAGAUUUCUAGUUUUGUA